UAGGAAAAGUGAUUGCCAAACAGUCCAUAUUGAUGUCAAAUGUUGGCAGCAUGGUCUCUAAGUUUAGUCGGUUCCUUGUUGAACGAAUAAAAGAAAAAUAUGCCAAAUGAAGUGACAGUUUUAGUUUGUCUGUGGUGACAGUUGUGACUUGUAUAUUUUUCUGUUUUGUUGUAACUUUAAAACAUAAUAGUUUCUAUAUAAAAUAAAACAGUGGCUCCAUAUAUGGUUCCUGUAAAAUAUCAAGAACACACUGCACUCAAACGAUAAACUUAGAGUGCAGCUAUGUGUGAGACACUUCAACCUAUAAAGGAUCAAUUAUUAGGUAUUGAAAAUGAAAUUACUGGAAAAAAUGAAAAUAAUGAACAAUAUGAAUCAGGAAAGCCUACACUUCUUGAUAUGCCUGUUGAGAUAAUAUUAAAAAUAUGCUCUCUUCUAGAUGCUCAUUUUUUAAAAAACACUGUCAGUAAAGUAUGUCAAAGAUUUGAAAACAUAUUAGCAGAUAAUCACCUUUGGAAAUAUUGGGUUCAUAGUAAAAUUAAAGGAUGUUUUCCAACACUACCUCAGUUGGAAAUAUGGGAAGAAGAGCCAAUAGACUGGGAAGAAGUUUGUGUAGAGAUGGAUGUGGAAAGAAUGAAAUGGUCUGAUGUCAAGUCCACAACAAGGCAUAUUGUUGUAAAGGAUGUGCAUUUUGCUUCAGUGGACACUGUUUUAUUAGUUAAUAAUGGUGAAAUGUGUAUAUCGGGUGGAAGAGACCGCGGAAUGGCACUGUGGAAUGUGCUGGAAGUCGGUCCACACGAUCAGAGUGAUAAUAUCACCACAUUUACGGAUACCAAGCCUAAGCUCAUAAGGCAUGACGCUCACUCAGGUUGGGUGUGGGACUUGGCCCCAGAUGAUAUUAACUCAACUACCAAAAUAUAUUCCGCUUCAUGGGACAAUACUGUAAAAGCGUGGGACUUAGCUGCUGGACUUGAAUGUAUACAGAUCUUCAAGUGUGGAAUGUCAGCAUUAUCUUUAGUGACUAUUGGUAAUGAAAUUAUGACUGGUUUGUAUUCUAAAAAAGUAUUAUCAUUUGACUUACGUGCAGGAUCAGGGCCGACCUACUCCUAUAAACCACACAAAGGACCUGUAUUAGCACUGCACGCAUACAAUAACUUGAUCGCAUCUGUCAGCGAAGACAAAACACUUGCUAUUUGGGACCGAGUUGCUGGGAAGCUGCUGCACAGUGAUGUCAGAAUACCCACAGAUAAAGCUUACCCAGUGUGUAUAAGUUGGAGCCCAGCUGCAUUGUACAUAGGUGAUUCUAAAGGCUGCUUGCAUCUCUUUCACCCAGAAACUCAAUCGUAUUUAAAAACUCACGAGAUGUGGCCCGAGCCGCCUAUAAUAAAACCGUCUAGCAAGAUAACAGGUUGCUACCAAAGCAAGGGAAACAUGAUUGUCUGUUCAGACCGAGGAGACAUAAAAUUCUUAUACAACUCUUAUCCCCCACAAGAAUAUGCGAGUGUCAAAAGCAGUACAUUUGAUGUGACACAGUUGCGGUACUUGAACGGUGUGCUGGUUAUCGGCACUUGUGACUCGGCCCUGGAGUUUUGGGUUCCGAACGAGAGAUAUUCAGAUCUGUCAUCGUGAUAAACAACUCAUAACUUUGUAACUACAUAAUAGUAUAUUAAUAUAUUAACAAAAGCUUUUUUACAAAGGCAAAAUUUAUUAUUUAUUAAUUUCUUUAUACACUUUAUUUAACAAAUAAUUGCGUUUUUGUGUAAGUACCAACUUUUGUGUCUGUUAGUUAUUAAGUGAAUGAAAAUUAACAAAUUGUAUUGAAGUUUAGAAGUUGUGACAUUUAUAUUAAUCAGAUGAAAACAGGCAACGUUUUUACAGUGUGUACAAAAUAUUUACGGUAGACUGCCAUCUGCGAAAUAACCAGUAUAAAAGAAAAAUAAAUUUCCAAUAAAACACAUACACAAAUUGCCUCUUAGAUCAAUACGUCUGGCUGAUAAGAAGAUUUUUUGUUUUUUGAUGUUCUAUUAUUGAUAAGUUGGAUUACGGCACACUACAAGGCUGAAGUCAUUACAAUUGAAUAUCAUUCGGUCCCGAUAAUAUAAUGAAGACUGAAAAUAGAUAAUAACAAGUGCACCUUACGUCAGUCCUAUCAUAAAGCCUCGUAUAAGUACAAAUAAGAUAUAAAUACAAACCACCUGAGUAAUGUUUCAUAGUUAAAAGCGUGAAGGGGAAUCACCAGGCUUCUACCAGAAAAGUAAACUAAUAAUUCUCACUAAACAAUAUUUAUGGUUAUUGUAGGUACUUAUUUGCUGUUAUUCUGUAAUUUCAGUAAUUCCGAGGUGUUCUGUAUUGUAAAUCUUAGGUGGCCGUUAUGUUAGUAGUUUUUACUUAUAAUUUGCUAUUUACUAAUAACAGCAACAACUUCAUAAGCUAGUUACAGUAACAAAUAUUUUUCGCGACUGGCCGUUUGCGUAUGCUAGUUUACGAAGUUAUUAACAUUGUAGGUAGGUAUAAUAAACAAGCUUUUAUAUGAAGAGUGGGUAGAUAUUAGUUUACAUUUCUGGCACUUGACUGCUGUUAGGCUGUGUACCUAUGGCAUGGCUCAGCCAAUGGCCCAGCCAGGAAAUUAAUGUUCCAAAUCUGUCAGUCAAUCAAUCUGAGAGCAGUAAGUCAGGUAAGGCGGUUCUGCUCUAUUGCAUGGUUAACUAGGUUACCUUAUCAUUUAACUGCUGUAUAUCAAACAAUAAAAUGCAUUUAAAAUCUAGAUAGGAAGAACUUUCGUUUAACUUACAUUCCAAAUCACUCAUAAAAAAAUAGGUCACAUUUGACCUAGUGCCCUUUCGAUUACCACGACAAAAAUGAAGUGAUUGUGAUCCACAUAGUUAUGCUUAUCAAAUUUACUGCUGUUUAGAGUCGGGGCUUUAUUUCGAAAAUUGCUAAAUACGCUAUGAGUACCUACCUACCUAAUUGAACUUUCCAUGAGUUUUAGGAGCAUUCCAUUUUUUAUUUUAUCAAUUAAAAUCACUUACCUGCAAGUUUCGCAAGACUGUAGAGAAAAUAAUAACAUUUUACAGAUUAUGUUUCAACAAAUAAAAUAACUUGUAAUUAUGAUAACGUUUACCAAACGUGUUGCACAGUCAAUUUUUGAAUUUACUAACUAUCCAAGGCACAAAUAACAUGUUUUACUUCAUUGGUAAUUUGUUAUAUUUUCUUUGAUACUUUCAAUCUCUAAUGACGAUUUAACAUAUGUACAAAAUAGAUAUAUUUUGUUUCCGUUCUGGGUGUCGUAUCGCUGCACCGAAACCCUAAAGUUACUCCUGGUUACUGAUACUUACCAAGGUACACACGACAUCCUACUAUUAGGCAAUUGAAGUGUCUACUAGAAGUAGGUACCAACAUAUAGGUAUUAUUUUAUACUUACUGUUAACAAAUAGAUCCUUGAAGAAAUCAAUGGUAUCGAUUGUAAUUAAUUUAUAUAUACGCAAAAUGGCAACUUAUAAGUACUUACGUGUAAGUACAUAAUAUAAUAUUGCACAAAGCUGCUUUUUGCGCUCUAUUAACAUCUUUAAAGCCAUUUUAAUAAAGUUUUCAUAUAAAAUACUAA
Messenger RNA from Manduca sexta (tobacco hornworm), 3601 nucleotides. RefSeq names its product F-box/WD repeat-containing protein 9. Gene Ontology annotation, molecular function: protein binding. Gene Ontology annotation, cellular component: preribosome, large subunit precursor. Lineage: Eukaryota; Metazoa; Arthropoda; Insecta; Lepidoptera; Sphingidae. The record is from RefSeq and is a predicted model, not a curated record.